Messenger RNA from Acanthaster planci (crown-of-thorns starfish), 1889 nucleotides. Its product is annotated as NADH-cytochrome b5 reductase-like. Gene Ontology annotation, molecular function: oxidoreductase activity. Lineage: Eukaryota; Metazoa; Echinodermata; Asteroidea; Valvatida; Acanthasteridae. The record is from RefSeq and is a predicted model, not a curated record.
CCGACAGUUGGGGCAUAACACAUCGAAAACUUGGAAGCCUACGGCAUGUACGGUGACUUUUGGCGGGUUUUUCUAAGUUAUACACUCUGAAAUAUGACGAAACUCUCACUUUAAUUAAAACAUGGACGAUUCCAAAAAGAGAAAAUUGGAUUCAGAUGAUGAGCCCGAGAAACGUGUGGUGAAGGAAGGCAUGUCGUGGUGGAUGUGCUUGAUGCUGGGCAUGAAUAAUGAGAACAGUCGUCCCCAGGCAGUCCCUGUCAAGCAACAAUCCCGUGCCAAGUGCACUUCCCAGUCUGCGGCUGAAAUGUCAGCAAACAGUAUGACCUCAUCCCAUCCAUGAUACGGGCUGAUUUACCAAGAAACACUUUCUUACGUUUUAGCUCAGUCAUUUCAUCAUGUUUACUGCUCUUAAUUUUAUGCUGGUGUCCAGCCAUGUCUGCCGAGGAGGACUUUGUGGAUUGUGAGACGUGCCUGGCCCAGAAACCCACCGAGCCGCUUGCCAGCGAUUGCUGCGGCACGGGUUGUAACCCCUGCGUGUUUGACUUGCAUGAGACAGAGCUGGCAGCAUGGAGGAAGUCUUGCAACAGGUGUCAUGUAGGCGGGGCACAGACAGAGCACCGAGAGCCUGCUGAAAAUAAACACCAGACGUCAAGUUAUCAGGAUGCGUUUAGCCCUGAUGAGUACCGAUCCUUCAAGUUACAGAGCGCGAAGAGAGUAUCCCAUGAUAGCGUCAUCUAUACAUUUGUCCUGCCUGGCAACAGUCAAGUCAAUCUUGGUGUCGGCCAACACAUAAUACUCAGGGGUGCUGUGAAUGGUAGAUCCAUCACACGGCAGUACACGCCAAUCAGCCCUCCCGGAACAAGGAACCACUUUGAAGUUCUCAUCAAGAUUUACAAAGAUGGUUCCAUGUCUCAGUACAUCAAGCAAUGGAAAGAAGGAGACAGCAUAGAGUGGCGAGGCCCGUAUGGAACUUUCUCUUACCAACCCAAUCAGUGUCGCCGUGUUGUGAUGCUAGCAGCCGGCACCGGCAUCACCCCGAUGCUUCAAGUCAUCCGACACAUCGUCACCGAUGACAACGAUGAGACGUUUGUUCACUUGGUGUAUGCGAGCCGAAGGUAUGAAGAUAUACUCUUGCGAGAAAAGUUGAACGAGCUGACGGCUUUCUGGAACUUCACCGUCUUGUAUGCGCUGAGCCAGGAUGUGCCGGGAGAACAUCCCACGUCAUAUGGAGAAAAUUUCCACUAUGGCCGCAUCAAGCAAGACCUACUGGCGGCUGAGAUGGAGACUAGUCCAGAAGCAGAAACCCAGUUCCUCGUGUGCGGUACAAAGUCCUUUGAUAAAGACAUGAUGAAUUUUUUGAAAAAGCUGGAUUUUAAGGGAAGUGUCUUCAAAUUUUGAUAAACUUUCAAUCUCCCAGAUGUACCUACGAAGAAAUAUUUAGAAUUUAAUAAAAUUUUUCAACAUUUUGAAAAGUUUCAUUUUUUAUACUGAUAAUAGAUAAUUUCUGAUUGUCAUAUGCCACAUACAAAAAUGUGACAGCCACCUUCCUUUGUAACUUUGUAUUUAAAAUCUUUCAGCAUAUUUAUAUUUUUCGUGGCGAAAUCCUAACUUGACUAAAUUCAUUCUAAGUUAUGCACUUAAAACAUUAUUCAUAAAUACCUCAGACAAUCUUCCUAUUCAACGUGCAACUUGACCCUGUAUUCAAAUUUGAUUGAAAGCCACUGAUUUGAAUUGAUAUGAUUUGAAAGCCGCUGAGAAGUGACAAUGCCCACUGUGUAAAUCAAGCGCUGGCACCUGGACACGAGACAGUUUAGUUGAUUCUGAUUGGUCUAGAGUCUGUGUGCACGCGGCUCACCACGCGUGCGCCAAGUCCAUAUAAGGAGACUCUA